CACCAUUUUCUCUCUUAUUUGCCAAACAACUCAAGCAAGCUCUGUUUUGGACUUCACAUUUCCUGCUUUUGAGUUACGGGUGCUUCCUCCAUAUUUGGCAGAGCUUUAAUUUAUUAAUUUGUUUUUUUUACCAGCUAAAUUUAGCAAACAAUUUUCUCGUUGGGGAUUGCUGUGAUCGAAUAAAAAGGCCUGUGUGAAAUUAUUUCGUUUGGUUUCCCUCUGUUUUAUGAUCUAUUCGAGAGCGACGACGAUUGUAAUACCUAGAGAAAUUCGAGUUCCAGAUUAUCCUGUAAAGUGGUCUGGUUUUUCUGUAAACAAAAAGCAGAGGAAUACCCAGUACUCCGUUGUUAAUCCUCCGUUCUUCGACUGGAAGGGCUUGACGAAGCUCUCUUGCAAUUCAAUGACGAUCGAGGCGUGUUCGAAGCACAUGGGUGAAGCUCCGGCUUUGAUUUUGACAUCCGGUGCAAGCGGACGCAUAAGCGCUUUAUUUUCGCUGCGCGUAUUGAGGAGUCUGUUGAUGCUAGUCGACGCGUUCGUUUUGCUGCUUUUGGUGCCGUUCCGAGGGAGGAGACGGACGGCGACGUUGAAUUCCGCGAACAGAUCAGAUGAUAAGCAGGAGGGCAGCGUGGGGUCCACCAAAAAGGGGGGCCCAGUGGUGCGGGUGCCGGCGAUCGUGGCGUGGAGGAGUAGCUCGUCGUCGUCGUCGGGAAUGGUGACGGUAGACCAGGAGGUGGCAAUGAGACGAGCGCUGGCGAUACGGAGAGUGGUGCAGGAUGAAGGAAACGACGUCGUUAGAGGGUUUUCGCUUUUCGUCACCGCCAGAGGAGACACGCUCUUCACGCAGUCAUGGACUCCCGUUUCCCUCAAAAUCAGGGGAGUGGUUGUUCUUUUGCAUGGCCUGAAUGAACACAGUGGCAGAUACAGUGAUUUUGCAAAGCAAUUGAAUGCUAAUGGAUUCAAGGUUUAUGGCAUUGAUUGGAUUGGACAUGGUGGAAGUGAUGGACUGCAUGCUUAUGUUCACUCUCUUGAUGAUGCUGUCGCUGAUAUGAAAUCUUUCCUCGAGAAAGUUUUAGCUGAAAAUCCUGGGUUUCCUUGUUUCUUCUUUGGACACUCAACUGGUGCAGCUAUUGUCCUUAAGGCAAUGCUUGAUCCAAAGAUUGAAGCCCGUGUAGCUGGAGUAGUACUGACUUCUCCUGCUGUAGGAGUUCAGCCUUCACAUCCAAUUUUCACAGUGCUUGCUCCAAUUGUCUCAUUUUUGAUGCCAAGGUACCAAUUCAGUGCAGCAAAUAAGCAGGGCAUGCCAGUGUCUAGAGACCCCGAGGCACUAGUGGCCAAAUACUCAGAUCCCUUGGUCUACACUGGAUCCAUCAGGGUGAGAACUGGGUAUGAGAUUCUUCGAAUUGCAUCCUAUUUGCAGCAAAAUCUCAACAGAUUGACAGUACCAUUUCUUGUCCUCCAUGGAACUGCUGAUACUGUCACUGACCCUGGAGCUUCUGAAAAGCUGUAUCAAGAGGCCUCCUCAAUUGACAAAACCAUCAAGCUGUUUGAAGGGUUCCUGCAUGAUCUCCUCUUCGAACCAGAACGAGAAGCCAUUGUCAGUGACAUUAUCGAAUGGUUAAAGAGUAGAGUUUGAGAUUAGGUAGCUAAAGGAGAGAAAAAAGUACUACCACCCAAGAAACCAUCUAGAAAAUCGAAGAGCACCAAGUUUUAACUUGGCAAC
Molecule: messenger RNA, 1720 nt
Organism: Carica papaya (papaya)
Lineage: Eukaryota; Viridiplantae; Streptophyta; Magnoliopsida; Brassicales; Caricaceae
Source: RefSeq, a predicted model, not a curated record